CUUGCUCCCAGUACCCCCCGUGCCACCCCAACGAAGCGAGACACCAACACGUAGGCCAACCCCUCCGCUGAGUCGCUGACCGCCUCGCACCCGUCGUUCCCCUCCUUCCGGCACAACCAGCACGCGAGCGGCACGAGAAGACUAGGGUUCCGGCGAGGCGACGGCGAGAACCAUGGCAGGGAUUCGAUGGCCGCCAGAGGACCCGGAGAUCUUCCCUUCCAGGAUGGUCAGCGGCGGGGCUUGGGUCCCCGUCGCGCCCCCAGGAGAGAUGGCGUCGGACGACGACCGGUCGGUGGCCGCGGACUCGUGGUCGAUCAAGAGCGACUACGGCAGCACCCUCGACGACGAUCAGCGUUACUCCGACACCGCCGAGGUCCUCCUAGCCUCCUCCUCCGCCUCCUCUGCGGCCGCGCCCUCCGCAACGGUUGCCGUCCACCCCUCCUCCGACUUCAGCUUCGACAAGGAUGUCCAUGACUCCAGCUACGUUGAACCUCCCUUGCUGGGCUUGCAGAAUUUUCAGGAUGGUGCUUACGCUGAGGAUCUUGCAAAUUUCCAUGAACGCAGCCACGCUGAUGACUGGUUUGGCACUGAUAUCAUGGAUAUCCGCGUAGGUUGGACCAAAAAUUUGUGCUCAAGUAGAGAUUUACCCAGCUGCAGCGUACUUGACAUUGGGACUGGGAGUGGCAGACUCUUGCAGCAGCUUGCGAAGCAGGGGUUUUCUGAUCUGACUGGGAUUGACUAUAGUGAAAGUGCAAUUGAGCUUGCUCGUAGCCUUGCAAUCGGUGAUGGGUUUGAGCACAUUAAUUUCUUGGUUGAUGAUGUUUUGGAGUCGAAGUUGGAGAGAAGAUUUGAACUUGUCAUGGAUGAAGGGACUCUUGAUGCGAUUGGGCUCCAUCCUGAUGGACCUGUGAAGAGAAUGAUGUAUUGGCAGUCCGUUGAUAGCUUGGUUUCCCGUGGUGGUAUAUUGGUCAUCACAUCAUGCAGCAGAACCAAGGAUGAGUUGGUGCAGGAGGUAGAGAACUUCAACCAAAGGAAGCUUGGUGCUGUGGGCUCAGGCUCAGAAGGAUUGCCGGCUAGUGAAGCUGCGGUGUUCAGCUACCUGGACCACGUCCAAAGUUACCCUAGUGUGGAUAGUUCUUGCAUAACGACCGUUGCUUUACUUCAUAAGUGAAAAACAUAAUUGUAUUGUAUGCUUGGUUUAUUGGCCCUAGAAAGUUACCGUAUACCUGCUACGAUAUUAACUAUGUACCCAGUCACUUGUGUAUCUGGACAAUAUUCUACUAGUAUUUUACCUUGUCGGGUUGGUAU
Molecule: messenger RNA, 1308 nt
Organism: Zea mays
Lineage: Eukaryota; Viridiplantae; Streptophyta; Magnoliopsida; Poales; Poaceae
Product: SLL2
Exons: 7
Coding region: 173-1171 (332 amino acids)
Cellular component (GO): cytoplasm
Molecular function (GO): protein-lysine N-methyltransferase activity
Source: RefSeq, marked validated